Messenger RNA from Acaulospora colombiana, 363 nucleotides. The record is from the annotation of a GenBank genome assembly. Lineage: Eukaryota; Fungi; Glomeromycota; Glomeromycetes; Diversisporales; Acaulosporaceae.
GUAAAGCCAGCUCAUGUUGUUUCCCAGGUCGCCGGAAGAGGCAGGCGAUACAGAGUGGAAAUUAGGAAAACUGAGAAGACGGGAUGGGGGGUUUUCGCGGGAGAGGAUAUUCCUUCUGGGUCUUUCUUGGGCGUAUAUGCUGGGGAACUUUUACUCGAUGCGGAAGCCGAAGCUCGAGGCCAACGCCAAAAUGUGUAUGAGAAGCCAGAGGAGUUGGCAAGAGCAAAAAGACGUGUCGAGGAAAGGAGACUCAAAGCCAACAAGGGGAAUGCCAAAAAAGUCGAUGUCCCCUGCCGAUGUGGUUCAAGGAAGUGUAUUGGCUCUAUAUGGAAUUGGGAAAGUAGUGAUGACGAAGAUGAGUAA